Messenger RNA from Scylla paramamosain (green mud crab), 1541 nucleotides. RefSeq names its product low-density lipoprotein receptor-related protein 8-like. The transcript is spliced from 6 exons. Gene Ontology annotation, cellular component: plasma membrane. NCBI's taxonomy places the organism in Eukaryota, Metazoa, Arthropoda, Malacostraca, Decapoda, Portunidae. The coding region runs from base 633 to 1142 and encodes 169 amino acids. Gene Ontology annotation, molecular function: calcium ion binding. The record is from RefSeq and is a predicted model, not a curated record.
CUUUGAGUCUCCCCAAUAAUUGUUUUCUUUUGUAGCUUGCGGUGAAGAGGAGGAUAAUAGCGGUAAUUAAAGGUUUAGUGAUUAUAUGAAAAAGUAUAUUUAUAAGGCGUGUAUUCGUGGGAGUGAUUUAAAAGUCUUGAAACAUUUAUUAUAAAUAGUCUUACUUAUUUCAACUGUGGUUUUCUCUAAUCAGUGGUAAUACGAAUAAUAGGAUUACAUCAUGUUGCGUCAGCCUACCAGUAACUCAUAAGGUGUCAUUCCCUAGCUUAUAAAAUAUGUUAGUAAUUUAGAAUUCAAUUAUUAACUUCAACUAAUGUCCAGCCUAUAUGCUCACCUUGCUAGCCAAUUAUUCCUGCAUUUUUAUUUAAACUCACGGUUCAGUAAAAUUAUUUGUGAAAGAAGAGAGAGAGAGAACUAGCUAAGGUUCCAAUAACUUCAGAGGCCUGUGGGUGUUGAGGGAGAGAGCACAGAAUGGCGUCUCCCUUCCCUCUGGCAACAGACCUACUCGUGGAACAUUUUUUUGAGUGCACUAACAUCCUUAUCUAAGUGGUGGACAGUGCUGAUGGAAACUGCAUGAGAGACUGUCAGGGGGAACUGAAGAAACUGGUGGCAAGUGCAUCGAGAAGCAGUGCAUGUGUGACGGCAUCAAUGGCUGCAGUAGUGGAGAGGAUGAGUUGGUGCAGCCGUUUGGCAUUGAUGAGUGCUGGGAGAAGAAUGGUGGGUGUGAGCACCUCUGCGUCAGCACUGUGGAGCUGUACUACUACUGCCAGUGCCAGCCAGGUUACAGACUCAUCAAAAACUUUAACUUUGAAGACAUUGAUGAGUGUGUGGUGCCUGGGUCCUGCUCCCAAUAUUGCACUAACACCACUGGUGGGUUCCACUGCUCCAGUCAGCCUGACUAUCGCUGUGACUUUUCCAACUACACACACUGCAAGGCUGAUUCUGGCAAUCCCUAUCUCACCUCCCAUAGGUAUGACAUUCGGAUCGUGAGACUGAAGGAUGGAGAAGUAAGCACCCUUGUCAAGGAUGCCAGGAGAGCCACUGCUUUCAACUUCCAGUACAAAACCAACCAGAUCAUUUGGUGCGACAACAAGGACAUGAAGCUGAAGAGAGCCCAUAUGAGCAGCCCAGAGACUCCUUAGGUGCUGGUGGAGAAGAAUGAGAUGACAGUCUUGCAGUCUGUAUCCAUGGGAACAUUUACUUUGUAGACAUCUCGGCAAACAAGAUCCAGAUAAUUUCCUGGGAUGGCUACUGGACUUGCACUAUUGUGACUGAUAAACUGGAUCUUCCUCGUGCCACUGCUGUGAAUGCCAUUGAUGGGUAAGUCUUUUUCACCUCCUCAAUCCCACAGACACUUGGAUCUUGAAUUGGAUGGUUUUCCUACUUUGUUUAUAUCAUCAAUUGUCUCUGUUGUAUGAAGCACUUGAGUUCUGAUGGGGAUUUAGGCUUAAAAAGACCUAUAUUCAUCCAUUUUUAUUUGUACUAAAAUGACUCCAGAAAAAAAACACUUUCCUUAAAUAUAAAUGAGGUUUGUCUGUUUC